CCCCGCUACACAUGAUAUAGCUCCCCGGCACUAGUGGGGCCACCUCGACCAUGCUUAACAUGUCUGCGGCGACAACAUGAAAGAGUGGAAAGACAUCUACAAAAGUGACACAGUUGAAACCUCAUUAUUUAGGCGCAGUCGUGGUGGACGCAGGGGUGGCAUUGCAGCGGGCACUGGCGGCCGCCGUGGACGCAGCGAAGCGCAGCUAAGUGUAGGUGGUCAUUACACCGUCCACGAUCAUAAUGGUGUUGUAGAACAGGACGACGAGGAAGGAGCAGCCUACGUUCAACAUGCGGCGCCUCACACGCUCCCCGACGUUGAUAGCGACACCCUCAGCUCAGACCCCGCAGACAGCUCAGACGACGAUGGUGAGGGGGCCGGAGGCGCUGAGCCGAGGGGGCAGGAGACAAAAUAUCCGCUGCCAUACGAUAGCAGCGCUGUCGUGGAAGACUUCUUCCGCAGCGUCACAGCGGCUGAUAAGGUGUGCAGCGAACUGCGCACCGCGACCCAGAAGGUGCUGCAGUGCAGUGCGGACUUCGAGGCUGCCAGCACGGCGUGCCCUGUGUGUGGCAAGCCCGGAGAUCCCAAGGGCAUGCCCCCUUUCAAAGUCACAGUAGUGACCUGGGACCAGCCCGUGAGCAUUGAUGUGCCACACGUGACCUGCAGCAGCUGCAUGCGUGGGUACACCCUGCGGCCCACUGUGCUCGGCUGCCUGCCCGAUACCAUUGUAUCGUGGGAUUUGCUUCGGCAACGUGACGGCAAUGUCAUCCUCUGGUGGCAGACCAGCCUUCUACAGCAGUUCACCAGCCUACAAUACUACAACGGGCACCUGGGCAUGGACCGCUUUUGUGCGGCUCUCAUGGCCAACUGGCAGGAGAACGGCUGUGAUAGCCAGGGGCUUACGCUGACGCAGCUGAGGCAGCGCCUUAGUUCUACAUCGCAGCGGUACCGAUUUCUGCGCGGGCUAGUGGAGGACCUGCCGGAACAGCUUCCGGGCUGGCCCGCAGGAGCCCUCAACGCAUGCGCCUGCUGCGGUGAUGCCGAGGGUUGGCAUGGUACUGGCGCGGGCAGCAGCAGCGGCGGCGGCGGCGGCGGUGCUGCCGGUGGCGCGACCACGGCCGCAGCGCCCCUGGCGGAUCUGGCGCACAGGGCCCGGGGGCAGGAUGGGCCGGUGGCUGAGGCGGCGGCGCCAGACGCACCGAGCGCAGGUGCCGGCAUGGGCAGCAGCAGCGGCGGCGGCGGCGGCGGUGCUGCUGGCGAUGCGACCACGGCCGCCGCGCCUCUGGCGGAUCUGGCGCACAGGGCCCGGGGGCAGGACGGGCCGGUGGCUAAGGCGGCGGCGCCAGGCGCGCCCAGCGCAGGCGCCGGCAUGGGCAGCAGCAGCGGCGGCGGCGGCGGCGGUGCUGCCGGUGGCGCGACCACGGCCGCAGCGCCCCUGGCGGAUCUGGCGCACAGGGCCCGGGGGCAGGAUGGGCCGGUGGCUGAGGCGGCGGCGCCAGACGCACCGAGCGCAGGUGCCGGCAUGGGCAGCAGCAGCGGCGGCGGCGGCGGCGGUGCUGCUGGCGAUGCGACCACGGCCGCCGCGCCUCUGGCGGAUCUGGCGCACAGGGCCCGGGGGCAGGAUGGGCCGGUGGCUAAGGCGGCGGCGCCAGGCGCGCCCAGCGCAGGCGCCGGCAUGGGCAGCAGCAGCGGCGGCGGCGGCGGCGGUGCUGCCGGCGAUGCGACCACGGCCGCCGCGCCUCUGGCGGAUCUGGCGCACAGGGCCCGGGGGCAGGAUGGGCCGGUGGCUGAGGCGGCGGCGCCAGGCGCGCCGAGCGCAGGCGCCGGCAUGGGCAGCAGCAGCGGCGGCGGCGGCGGCGGUGCUGCCGGCGAUGCGACCACGGCCGCCGCGCCUCUGGCGGAUCUGGCGCACAGGGCCCGGGGGCAGGAUGGGCCGGUGGCUGAGGCGGCGGCGCCAGGCGCGCCGAGCGCAGGCGCCGGCAUGGGCAGCAGCAGCGGCGGCGGCGGCGGCGGUGCUGCCGGCAGCGGCGGCGCGAGCCCUUCACUUGGGUUCGCGUGGCGGCCAAUGCUGGCGGCCGCUGAGCCGGCUGGUCGAGGCCCUCCUAUCUUUCAUACUGGCGCGUUCGAUUGCAACUUCAAGCUAAGCCUGUUUAAGAAGAAGGGACUCACCCACAAGUACGGCCUCGACUACCGCCAACUGUCGCGCCGGCGGUACACCCUGGGCAAUGCAUACGUGAGGGGCUUUGAGCCGCCCAAGGGGUCUGCGGACGUAGGUCGCAAUGCGGACUGCUCCAGCUUCACCGCGGACAAGGUGCUGGCCAAGGAGGAGGCCGGGAAGCUUGUGACUGCAGCUGGCGUGGUCCUGUGUCGGCAUGGUAUGCUACUUCGCCUCGUCAACCUCUUUCACGGGGAACGUCACAUGUACGCGACGGCGGCGGCGGCGUCCAUCCUGGCUGCGGGAACCGCUGUGCAGUUCUGGUGGUACGAUAUUGCCUGCCGCUGGAGCAAGUCGUGGCAGAAGUGGCACCAAGCUCUGGACCCGUCAACGGCGUGGCUGGGCGUCGCAGCGGCCAUGGUCAGCCUCGUGCCGCCGUUCCACAGCUAUGCCCACAGCUACGAGUGCCAGAAGACUUUCGGGCACCAAGGGCAAACGGGGGCAGGGCGGGGCACAGGAGAGAUCGUCGAAAUCUUCAACUCGCAGGUCGGGAAGCAGGGCAAGGUGCUGCGUUACACGUCGCCUGCGCACCGUGAGAGUGUUCUGGAGGAUGUGGGGCGCCGCUACUGCCGCCAGGUCGAGCUUGGCCUGCCCGCUCGGGUUUACCGCAUGCGGUUGCGGGCCCAGGCAGCACAUGAUGCAGCGCAGGAUCGGAUUGAGACUCUGGAGGCCACGCUGACGCCGCAACAGGUCGAGAUGGCAUGUGCCGGGCAUGCCGCUCAGCGCUCCCAGCAGCGGCAUGACCAGCCCAAACGACACGCCAACGCGGAUGCAGUGGCAGGCGAGCCAGGGUGGAAGGCAGUGUAUGCCCGCUGCCGCCUGGCGCUGAUGAAGCUGCAGCGUCUGGACACGGUAGACAACCCGGCCGACCCCGUGCCUCUCAGCGUUCUGGUUGCCGGAGGUGACAAUCUGACGCUCCGACAGCGGCCUGCACUCAUCAAGCAGCUGGAGGAAGAGAAGAAGAAGCUGGAGCAGGAGCAUGCGGCGGCUGCUCCGCCACCACGCGAGUGGGAGGCGGACUCUGCUGCAUUCAAGGAGGCUGUCAGUGACCUGGCCGAGAGCGAGAUCAAGAAGAUCACCAGUGAAAUCGAGGGCCUGGUGCUGGACUACAACAGCCUGAAGGUCAUAACGGAGAAGCUGGCGGGGAGGAAGAAGGAGCAGAGGUAUGCCAUCAAGGAGAAGCAGCGCGUGAAGGGGCAGCUUAGACAGCAGUGGGGCCGCUUGGCUGCCUGGUGCCGUGUGGACGCUGCAGGGCAGCAGGGACGGGAGGAGAAGGCACGCAACAAAAAGAUCUUGGAAGGGGGCUUGGCGGCGGUGCUUCGGGGGACGUUUCCAUGGGCCAGCGAUUCUGGGGCUGGAUCCAGCGGAGGGCGAGCAGUCGCUAGCCUUGUGCGCAGCUACAACCAGCGUGCUAGGGCGAAGGAGGAGCUGCGCUUGAUUGAGGCAGAGGUUGAGCGGGGCUGCGCCUACUACGAGCGCCGUGUGAGGAUUCUGAAAGCGGCGCAGGAAACAAGUGCGCCAGGCUUGGGGCUGCUGCUUAAGCCUCACCUUUCCCGCUGCGAGUUGAUGCUGAAAUCAUUUCAGGGACUGCAGCGCGGAGAUGUGCCGGACGACACUAGCCUUUCUGUGGAUACCGAGUAGGGUAGGCAUGCUGUUGUGCGCCGGCUGGCUUUGGUCGAGGUCGGCCGAUGGUGCUGUAAGUCGCAGAAUAGCAUUGAACAAGCAUACAAGUAAUGUUGGCAAGGCCGGCGGGGCCAGGCGGAGUAUUUGAGUUGGGCGGGUGUGCUCAGACAUGUCCGCUAGGGCGGGGGUUCGGGCGUGUCCCAGCCGGCACCCGGUUUGGUCGAGGUCGGCCGAUGGUGCUGUAAAUCGCAGAAUAGCAUUGAACAAGCAUACAAGUAAUGUUGGCAAGGCCGGCGGGGCCAGGCGGAGUAUUUGAGUUGGGCGGGUGUGCUCAGACAUGUCCGCUAGGGCGGGGUUGUGGCGGGUCGAGCUAUGGGCGGCUCCCCAGGGACCUUUUUGCACCGGGCUGGGGAGGGCAGAAAAGACCGAAAGCUCUAGGGGCUGGGGACCUAGGCAUCUCCCCAGGAACAAUUUGUAAUCAACCGCGAUG
This is a messenger RNA of Chlamydomonas reinhardtii, 4328 nucleotides long. RefSeq lists its product as uncharacterized. The coding region runs from base 593 to 3856 and encodes 1087 amino acids. NCBI's taxonomy places the organism in Eukaryota, Viridiplantae, Chlorophyta, Chlorophyceae, Chlamydomonadales, Chlamydomonadaceae. The record is from RefSeq and is a predicted model, not a curated record. The transcript has 7 exons. Gene Ontology annotation, molecular function: protein dimerization activity; DNA binding.